AUGUCUGACGGUGGUUGGGAUGAUGAAUCAGGUUCUUCAAACCAGAGAGGCCGCGGCCGUGGUGGAAAUCGUGGAGGAGGUCGUGGCAGAGGUAACUACAAUAAUAGAAACAAUGAUGACUUCGACUCAGCUUCACAAGGUGAUAGUUGGGGAAAUGGCGGUGGUGGUGCUAGUGAAUGGGGCGCUAAUGAUGAUGGAGACCGCGAAGGUGGAUCCCGCGGCCGUGGUGGUCGGGGUGGCAGAGGAAGAGGAGGCAGAGGUGGAGGCCGAAAUAUGGAUAGAAGUAAUGGUGAUGAAGAUGGUGGCGAUGGAAAUUUUGGCGGUGAUGAUGGAGAAGCGCCAGUUAAUGAUAAACCGAGACCAACAUAUAUACCUCCAGAAAUUGAUGAAAAUGAUGUCUAUGGAAUUGGAGUUGGAAGCAAUUUCAAUAAAUAUGAAAAUAUCGAAGUUAAAGUUAGCGGUGAUAACGUUCCAAAACAUAUUGAAUCCUUUAAGAGUUCAGGUUUGCGUGAAGUAUUGAUAGAAAAGUUGGUCAAAUGCAAUUACACCACACCUACUCCGAUUCAGAAGUAUUGUAUUCCUGUUAUUAUUAGUGGACGAGAUAUGAUGGCUACUGCCCAAACUGGUUCUGGUAAAACUGCUGCAUUUGUUUUGCCAAUUGUGCAUACUUUACUUUCUCAACCACAAGAUUUAGUUUUUGAUCGAGAUUACUGUGAACCUCAAUGUAUUAUUAUGUCACCAACCCGAGAAUUAGCUAUACAAAUUCGCGAUGUUGUAUUUAAAUUGACAAAUGGAACUUGUGUUAAACAAUCAAUUCUCUAUGGUGGCACUGCAACAGGACAUCAAAGGGGAACACUAGCUAAUGGUAUUCAUAUAUUAGUUGCAACACCUGGACGUUUAAACGAUUUUGUGGGUCGAGGAUACGUAUCAUUUAAAUCCUUAAGAUUCUUUGUGUUGGACGAAGCAGAUAGAAUGUUAGAUAUGGGUUUCAAGCCGGAUAUUGAGAAAAUAUUGAACCAUGAAACAAUGGUUGAUGUUAAUACCAGACAAACACUACUAUUUUCUGCCACGUUAGCAGAUGAUAUUCAAAUGUUAUCAAAAGCUUAUUUAAAGCCAAACUAUGUAUUUGUCGCUGUGGGUGAAAUUGGAGGAGCAUGCAAAGAUGUUAUACAAGAAAUUAGAGAGGUCACUAAGUUUGAAAAAAAGAAAGAACUAAUAAAAGUUUUAGAAUCCUUAGGUGAUUGUAAAGGAACCAUGGUUUUUGUGGAACAGAAAAGGAAUGCUGAUUUUAUUGCUGCGUUCUUAAGUGAAAAAGACUAUCCUACGACUAGUAUUCAUGGUGAUCGUGAACAACCAGAGAGAGAGCAAGCAUUGAGAGAUUUUAAGAAUAAUAAAAUGAAAAUUUUGGUUGCCACUGCAGUUGCUGCUAGAGGCCUGGAUAUAAAAGGUGUUAAUUGCGUAAUAAAUUUUGAUAUGCCGAGCUCUAUUGAUGAGUAUGUGCAUCGAAUAGGCCGAACUGGAAGACUGGGUAAUUCUGGUAGAGCAGUUUCGUUUUAUGAUAGUACUAGUGAUAAUAACUUAUCAUCGGAACUUGUUAGGAUUCUAAAACAGGCUGAACAAGAAGUGCCUUCAUUUUUAGAUGGCGGUUCCUAUGGCGGAGAUUCCUAUGGUGGAAGUAGUAGCAAUGCAUGCAGUGAUGUUAGAAUGACUACGCAAGCUGCUGACGAUGAUGGAUGGUAA
Macrosiphum euphorbiae (potato aphid) is the source of this 1740-nucleotide messenger RNA. Lineage: Eukaryota; Metazoa; Arthropoda; Insecta; Hemiptera; Aphididae. The record is from the annotation of a GenBank genome assembly.